Molecule: messenger RNA, 6418 nt
Organism: Sitodiplosis mosellana (orange wheat blossom midge)
Lineage: Eukaryota; Metazoa; Arthropoda; Insecta; Diptera; Cecidomyiidae
Product: tubulin glycylase 3A-like
Exons: 4
Coding region: 1994-5098 (1034 amino acids)
Biological process (GO): protein polyglycylation; cilium movement; cilium assembly
Cellular component (GO): cilium
Molecular function (GO): protein-glycine ligase activity, initiating
Source: RefSeq, a predicted model, not a curated record
CGUUUAAUUUUGAUAUAAUUGAAUUGAUUCCAAAUUCGAAUGAAUUUCAGGUCUGAUUGAGAUUUUAAGUUCUCUUUCAUGCAAAUGUUUGACUCAUAUGUGCCUCAAAUAAGACUUCAGUCAGUCGAAUAAGAAAUAUUGGAAGUAUUUGCGCAUUUGAAACGUGUUGAACGUGUGGAACGAAGUGUUUUGGUUUUGCUGCAUGAGUAUCAGACAAAAAUAACAACGGUUCCGCAAAACUUGGCGAUACGUUCAAAUGCGGAAUUGACAUAUGGUCGUGUAUUUGUAUAUCUAAACACGGAUUGCGUAUUGCACUACCAAGUGGGUGCUGUUAUAUAUAUUUAUAGAAUUUUUUUAUGGAAAAAAAAUGCGCGAAUUUCAUCCAAUUUAUAUUAUGUACGGAAUUUUUGUUUAUAAAUAAAUCAAUAUUUUUUUUUAGAAUUGGAAGAAAGUCCCACGAGUUGUGUGUAUACUGUACACAUAUGUACAUGUUUCGGGAAGUUGGUUCGUUGCACAACGACCGAUUUACUAUGGAAAUGCAACAAAACAUAUUCGAAACGGAGACGAGGGAGAAAAAAAAGCGAAACUAGGAAGAAGGAUAAUUUUGCAUCGGUAUAUAUAGGUCAUCAUAAUCAGGUUAUUGCACUAUUGAAUUUUUCCAGUUUCCCUUCGCAUUUAUAUAUUCGGUGGUGAUCUAUUUAUAGCGUUUUGAAACGAUUGUAUGCGUGUCAUACACAAUUGAGCAAACAUUCGUAACCUUCAUCGAGCCUUCUUUUUUCUCUUUUCUCUCUCUCUCUCUCUCUCUCUCUCUCUCUCUCUGUCUCGCUAUGUUCCUCUCUAUCGCAUGCCUCUAUAUAUGUACCACAGCCGAUAUAAACAAUAAUCACAGAAAAUAUGUUGAUCAAGUGAUGAUGCGGAGCGCGAUUUUUCCAUGGUGCCCGUCUUCGCAUUACAAUCAAUAUCCUUUUAUUUCCUUAUUUUCAUAUGCAUGCAAUGCUGCCGUCACUACUGCUGCCGCUGCCGCUGUUGUUUUUUUCUUUUGUUCAUUUGUUAAAGACGAUGAUGGAUUGAUGUAGGUUUUGUGGUUGUUCGAUAGCGCGUCGAUUAAUUUCUGCCUACGACACACAUAUUUCGCUGUGAAAAUAUGCAUGUUUGCUGAGGGAUUUGAUUUGAUUCAUAUACAGAAAUUAAUCGGUGUUGUUGCUAUUCGACGUUAGCAGGUGAAUUGUGUUUAUGUUGACGUGGUCGGGGUGAAAUGGUGGUUGAACUUAGCACUCACCCAAAUACACACGAAGAAAAAAAAAUGUACAGCAACAUUUUCGGUCGUCAUUCAAAAUGGUUAUAUUUUGUCGUAAAUUCGGGAGCAAACAUUUUAGAAAUUGAGUUCUUGAUUUACAAUUGGCACGGCACAGAUACAAGUCAUUGACUUAUUACAACUUACUGAACAAAACUGAAUUAAUUAAAAUUUUCUGUUGUUUUUGUUCUUGUUGUUGGGGCUGUUGCCAUUGCUUUCCACUCGCAUAUUGCAUUCAUCUGUUGGGCAAACGGCAAUGAAGAGAAAAAAAAACUUUGUUCCGUUUCAUUUUUUUUUUCAUUCACGUUCAGUUCAUGUUAUUGCAUGAGUUUCCGUUUUUGUGCGGUACCAUUUUUCGAAUUAUUUUCCCAGGAGUUCAGUCGGAGUUAGUCACGUAAAACGAUUAGAGCAUUUCCGCGCCGUUUCUUUCAAUUCGUAAUCGCGAUUUGUUGAACUGUGUGUUAUUUGUGUACAUUUUCAACUGUGAAUUGUUCCUGUCGUUCUGAUUUAUUGGGCAUAUUUGAUCGAAAUUUAACAGCAAUUGUUCCGAAUGCAGCCAUUCAACUGUGAAUUGAUAACUUUCAAUUUUUCGCAUUGAUUCAAGAUUUCCCUGUUGUGCUCAUUCGAUUUCAAUACAAAUUGUUGGCAUUGUUUCGAGUUUCAUGUUUCAAUUGUGAAAAUCGAAUCACAGUCCGAAUAAUGACAGCAAAAUUAAAACCAAUUGAACCGAAAACAAUUUCGGCAAAUGGAUCAAGGACAUUGAAUCCGGAUAGUCGACCGUCAAAAAUGGUAAAAAGAGCUACAACAGCCGUCACACUGUCAUCUCCACGCUCACCUCGCAUUGACCCGAUUCAAAAAUGCGACCCAACUAAUUUUAAAGUCGGCAAAUCACCUCCGAAUGGAAAUGGAAAUGAAAAUGACACGGUGAAAGACAAAAGUGAUGAGGUCAAAGGUGGAAAAAUUGAUGAAGAAACUAUUGGCGAAAAUAAAGAAAACGAUGUCAAUGAUCGAAAAUAUGAAAAUGAUGAAAAAGACAAAACCAAAGAAAGUGAUGAAAAAAUUGAAGUCAAACCUAACGUCGAAGACACAAAUCCGCUUGAUCUCAUUCCCGAUGUGUACAAAACCCAAGGAACAAUGACAUACUCCAGUUGUACUGGUUAUUCGGAAAGUACAUGCCUGUGUAGCAGCAUAGAUGAAGGCAUUCAAUCAACAUUGAAACCGCGCGUUUCGUAUUUAGAGCGUCGAAAUUGGAUAACCACCGAACGGUUGAGUGAGCUGCGCCGAAAAGCACAAGAUGCGAUGAAACAUCAUAAAAUCUUUACAAUUCGCGGUUGUUUCUAUUCGAUUCGCAAGAGUUUAGUGCAGCGUGGCUGGGUUGAGAAGCUUGAUAUACACCGUCGUUCUGUUGUGAAUGGCUCGUGUCAGGUGAUACUCGAGGAUUUGGCUCAACAUUUGCCCCAGCGGCGCCCGGGCGAAACUCGUCGGCAGCAUAUUCAAAAGUGCGAACGCAAUAUUAUGUCACGGUUUAUAGAGCAUUUUCCGAUCGACCUGCUUUGGUCGGCGCGUAAAGAAAAAUCCGAUUGGAUUGACAUGGCACGAAAUGCAAACUUAACGAUAAACAAAUUCCAUAAAAGUCCAUUCACCACCAAAGAAGGUCUGUGCAAUGUGUUACGAGAUUUGCACUGGUUUUUCGAGGAAGGUAAAUCGGAAACAUAUUAUCCGCGUAGCUACAAUGCAUGGAAUCAGGACGAUUUGCAAGAGUUUAUCGAUGAUUACCGAUUGACAGCUUGCAUGUCGAUGCUCCGAUUUCUGGUGGAUUGUCACGAAAACAAGGAAUCCGAUUGUAUUUAUACGGAAAACGGUCAAAUUCCAAUAACAAGCAUUCAUUUUGCGCUGAAACAGAGCAAAGCCUAUGUCAGAAGUUGCCAGCAUUUGGAUAUUGACGAAGAUGUGGAACGAAUUUGGAAUCAUGAAUGGGAACUAUUUUUGAUGCACUACCAAAUGCUUACUCAAGACCAUUUAACCUUUCAAAUGCCCGAUGAUUUAAUGCAAUGGAACUGUUUAAUGGACGAAUGCAAGCAAUGUUUGAAGGAAAUAUCUACGCAUUGGCCUCAAAGCAAUCUCGAUGGCAUGCUAAAUAUCUGGAUCGUAAAGCCUUCAAAUCGGUGUCGUGGCCGUGGAAUUCUACUUAUGAGCGAUAUCAAGAAAAUCAUUGCACACGUUUCUCCAGCCGUCGUCAAUAAAGGACGCUAUGUCGUACAGAAAUACAUAGAACGGCCCAUGAUAAUACAUAACUGUAAAUUCGACAUUAGGCAAUGGCUGCUCGUUACGAGCGUACAACCGCUUGUUAUAUGGAUGUAUAAAGAGAGUUAUCUACGAUUCAGUUCGCAGGAAUACGAUUUGGUAAAUUUCCAUGAAUCGGUGCAUUUAACGAAUCAUGCCGUUCAGAAACGCUAUGUGAAUGGUAAGCGCGACGAACGGUUACCACGAGAAAAUAUGUGGGACUGCCAUACAUUUCAAGCGUACUUAAGGCAAAUUGGAAAAGCGAGCAUGUGGUCGGAGCGCAUUUAUCCGGGCAUGCAAAGAGCAUUGAUUGGAACAAUGUUGGCUUCGCAAGACACAAUGGACCGAAGGCCAAAUACAUUUGAAUUAUAUGGAGCCGAUUUUAUGAUUUCCGAAGAUUGUCAACCGUGGCUGAUUGAAAUCAAUGCUAGCCCGGAUUUGGGUGCUUCUACGUCGGUGACGGCCAGAUUGUGUCCUCAGUGUUUAGAAGAUGUUAUAAAAGUUGUGAUCGACUACCGAAACGAUCCAAAAGCAUCGACUGGCAAUUUUGAAUUGAUUUACCGACAGGUAAUCCCACCUGCUCCAGCUUAUUUAGGCCUCAAUUUAUUUUUGAAAGGAACACAAGUGGUGCCAAAAAACGGCGUCGGAAAAAAAGAAAAGCCAAAACCGGAGGUAAAAUCAAAAAUCGAGCGAAAAACUUCGCAACUGUCAGUGAAACCAGUUCGGGAUCUGCUCAGUGGUGAGAAUGAGAAGACACCAAUAUUAUCACCACGUUCGUUGCUAAUUGAUUUCUCCGACAAUAACGAGAAUAAUUCAUUGAAUUCGAUGCGGAAAAAUCAAGCGUUUGCUUCACUCAAUAAGUCGAAUAAGGAGAAUGUAAUGAAAAAUGACAAGGUGUUAGCGGGGCGAUUGCAUUCAUAUUUAGCGCUAACACGGUAUCCGUCGAAGCACAUUGAAAUGAAGGACAAUCCGCUGAGUGGUAGAAAGCCUGCAAUCAAAGCGCCCGACUCUUCUCGUCGUCAUGCCAGCUGUGGCCCAAAAUUGAUGUCUAUUGCUCAGCCAGAAGAGAAGAAAGUUGAAGACACUCAUGUGGUGGAGAACGAUCAAAGCAAAAUCAAAUGUGUUGGAAAUAAAUGUGGUCCAGAUAUUGAACCAAACGAUUCGGCAGUUGAGUCAAACAAGUCAUCACCUCGGAAACCAGCACAAGAGACACCAAGAGUAGCUAGCAUACGAGCCAAGUUGAAACCAGUUAACACAUUAUCGAAAUCAGCCAGACCGAUGGCACCAAAAGAAAAACCAAUGGGCAACUCAAGUGAUUAUCGCAAGUAUUUGAGUCAAAGCAGCUCACAACUCAGUAGAAUGCCAUCAAAAGUGCCCAUUCAUAGUAAUUACUAUAAUUCACACUUUUACGCCGUUGGAUUGAGCUUAAGAGCCUGGCGUUCGAAGUACAGUCGCCCAAAACCAAAUGGUGUUACUCCAAAUACGACCAAUAAUAACACUCUAAAAGGGAAAAAUGCCUAAAUACCCUGAAAUGUAAGAAAAAUUAUGUAUAAUUCCAUGCAAUCAAACCAAUCAAAUAAUCCACCCAUGUGUAUGUGUAUAUAGGAUGUAAGCGCUUUAUUGAUUUUUUCUUUGCUUCAGAUAAUUACAGUUAAGUCAAAUUGUGUUGUUGUUGUUGAUUGAGGCAUUGGACAUGUUCGUUUUUAUUUGGAAUUAUAGUCAAUUGCGAAUCUUUAAACAUCUCUCACAAUCCUUAAUUUAUUCAAUUAGAUAAGAUAAUUGAAAAGAAAGAGCAUGUAUGAGUGUGAAUAAUUCUUGUCCUCGCUCCAAAACGUAAUGUGAGCGCAUUGCUUUUGCAAAACCUUAGAAAUAGCUAUUAAGAAAACAGAAUCUUAAAUUCAGAAUACACAAUGAAACAUAUUAUAACUUGCUAAUUAUAUUCUCUUUCGUUUUUAUUGAGUGUUCAAUGAUUAUGAAUGUGUGAUUGUUUAUUUUUCUUGUCUUCAUUUCUCGAAAUUAAUGAUUUAGAUUUAUGUAUGGAAAUAAAUAAAACUAACGCUUGGAAAUAAUUGAAAAUUAGAGAAAGAAAAAAUUUGAUUCGAAAACACUUGUCUUUGUCUCAGCACAUAAAAAAACCACAUUGAAUCGCUCUAGUUUUGUUUUGUUUUUCAUCGACAGUCAUUUGGAUUAUAGGGAAUUAUAUCGAUUGAAAAAGUUAUACAGGAAAAUUGGUCAACAAUUUCCAUGCAUAUCAUUUUCAAACGGCAUAAUCAAAUCGAAUGUAUACUUCACUUUAGUUUAUAUGCUAUAAGGGUACAUAAGGUUUAGGGGAGGCGGUUAUGUGUCGCAUGGCAAAUGCUCGAAGAGUGGUUUUUGUGCUUCCUAAAAUUCCUUUCAUUUCAACUGUCUGCAGGUUUUUUUUUCACAAAUUAUUUUCAAUUUUCAACGACAACAGACUUUUUGACUUUUGGGUGCACAUAUUAAUCGAUGAAUACGUUUUUUUUCUUCAACAAUUCUUAAGUAGAAUCACAAAAUUUUCGAACAAUUCACGUAUUUUUCGAAAUGGUUUUUUUUUCUUUUACUCUUGUUUUGUUUUUGUUUUUUGGUUUAUCUUGGUUAAUUUGUACACUUUAUGAAACCGUUGGUUUUAACGAAAACGACAAUUUUGGGCGCGAAUUAUUUUUACCCAAUAUCAUUUUCUGUUCUUCUUUUACACGCUUUUCAUGCUCUUUACGCAUUUUUUGUCUGGUUUCAUCCAUCUUUCUCUGCUCUUCAAUUAUGCUCAAUUGCUCUUCGGCCUGGAAAGAAAAAGUGGGAUGAGAAAAGACAUUUUAAUUUGAU